AUGGAUAUAAAUACUGGAGUUCAAAUACCAAUGACGCCAAUUAAUGAAAAUGUUUGCUUUAGCGUUUGUACAAGCAAAGAUGAUUUUGAUAAAUUAAAACAAGGUUUAACACUACUUGAACAAGCUAAAGUUUAUGAUCAUAAUAGAGAUUAUUAUACUGCUAUACGCUAUUACCGUGAUGGAGUUGAUUAUCUAAUGGAUGAAUUCAUGUCUCGUGCAAGUGGUAAUGAACAAUCAAAAGAGUAUCUUCGACUUAAAUGCCAUAAAAUUUUAAAUCGUGUUGAUAUUUUAAAAAAAUUAAUUAAACAACAAGAACAUGAAACCAUGCAAGAAGCCAUAGACGAUGAUGAAAAACAAAAAGAGAUCGAAUCUUAA
Rotaria socialis is the source of this 375-nucleotide messenger RNA. NCBI's taxonomy places the organism in Eukaryota, Metazoa, Rotifera, Eurotatoria, Philodinida, Philodinidae. The record is from the annotation of a GenBank genome assembly.